Molecule: messenger RNA, 2780 nt
Organism: Elaeis guineensis (African oil palm)
Lineage: Eukaryota; Viridiplantae; Streptophyta; Magnoliopsida; Arecales; Arecaceae
Product: inactive protein kinase SELMODRAFT_444075
Biological process (GO): protein phosphorylation
Molecular function (GO): protein kinase activity; ATP binding
Source: RefSeq, a predicted model, not a curated record
GAGAGAGAGAGAGGUUAUUUGGCUGUCUGGAAUUCCAGUUAAAAGAGUCUUUUCCUUCUUGAUUGCUUCAAUACAGUGAUAACAACAGUUGGUUCUGCUGUCUGUUAUCUACGUUAGCCUGGAGAGAACAGUGUUGUCUUGAUGAAGGGCUUUAUUUUGUCAGGCACUUCACUUUCUCCUGCUUCUCCGUUUUUUGGUUUUAUUGUUGCUCAUAUUAGGAGGCCUGUCUCUGUGAGUUGGUUAUGAAGGCAAAAUCUAGUUGAGAGGGUUUAAGUUCGAAUUUUGAGAGGGAGAGAUGAGUUCUAGCUUGCUACAGAAGCGGGGGAAGAGUGAUAAGGGCCUUGAUGCUACCGAGAAGGUUGUGGUUGCUGUCAAGGUCUCAAAAGACAUCUCAAAGACCGCCCUUGAAUGGGCUUUAACUCAUGUUGUUCAACCUGGUGACUGUAUCACACUUCUGGUUGUGGUUCCACCACACAGUUCAGGUAGAAAACUAUGGGGCUUUCCAAGAUUUGCAGGGGACUGUGCCAGUGGUCACAGGAAGUCACAUGGAACUACAUUAGAUCAAAAGUCUGAUAUCACAGAUACAUGUGCUCAGAUGAUGCUUCGACUUCACAAUGUUUAUGAUCCAAAUAAGAUAAAUAUCAAGGUAAAGGUCGUUUCUGGAUCACCUUGUGGUGCUGUGGCUGCUGAAUCCAAGCGAGCUCAAGCAAACUGGGUUGUAUUGGACAAACAACUGAAGCAUGAGGAGAAGCGCUGCAUGGAAGAGCUACAAUGUAACAUAGUGGUCAUGAAACGUUCUCAACCGAAAGUUCUUCGUUUGAAUCUCAUAGGAUCUUCUGAGGCAGAGCCGCAAGUGUCCUGUCAACUGCCUUCUGAGCUGGAUAAAUCUGCUGGAGAAACUAAAAAGGAUAUGAGAGAUUCUCGGAAGUCCAUUAGAGGGCCAACUGUGACACCAACUAGCAGCCCUGAAGUAGAGACAUCAUUUACUGCCACUGAAGCUGGAACAUCCUCGGUAUCAAGCUCCGAUCCUGGAACUUCGCCAUUUUGUGUUUCUGAAACUAAUGGCGGUCUUAAGAGGGAGCAACAAUUAACCACCAAAGAAAUCCGGAAUUUAAAUGUAACCAGCUCUGAUUCUGACAGUGAAAGUUUGAGUCCUUCAACGUCCUUAGGGUUUCAGCCCUGGAUGGCUGAGGUUCUCUGUGGUGGCCGCACAUCUUCAAAACAAGUUGAGGAAUUAUCACAACAACUUGAUAGUAAAGCACGCAUCUCCAAAGCAAAAGCCUUAUUGGGAAAAUUCUCUAAACUUGAUCAGGAAUCUGGAAUUGGCACUCUGAACUAUAGAUCAAACUUAAAGUUCAAUGGGAAUGUUAGAGAAGCAAUUUCACUAUCCAAAAAUGUGCCUCUAGGGCCACCUCCUCUAUGUUCAAUAUGUCAGCACAAGGCACCUGUGUUUGGAAAGCCUCCUAGGUGGUUCAGUUAUUCUGAACUAGAACUUGCUACAGGUGGGUUCUCUCAAGCAAAUUUCUUGGCUGAGGGUGGCUUUGGAUCUGUUCAUAGAGGUGUCUUGCCAGAUGGUCAGGCAAUUGCUGUUAAACAGCACAAAUUAGCUAGUUCACAAGGGGAUCAGGAGUUCUGCUCGGAGGUGGAAGUUCUAAGCUGUGCACAGCAUCGUAAUGUUGUGAUGCUAAUUGGGUUUUGUGUUGAGGACAGGAGAAGGUUGCUUGUCUAUGAAUAUAUCUGUAAUGGGUCAUUGGAUUCCCAUCUUUAUGGUCGUAAGAGAGAACCGUUGGAUUGGUCUGCUAGGCAAAAGAUUGCAGUGGGGGCAGCACGAGGUUUGAGAUACCUUCAUGAAGAGUGCAGAGUUGGUUGCAUUGUCCACCGGGAUAUGAGACCCAACAACAUUCUUAUUACACAUGAUUUUGAACCACUGGUUGGAGAUUUUGGCCUAGCAAGAUGGCAGCCUGAUGGGGACCAAGGUGUGGAAACAAGAGUGAUUGGCACAUUUGGAUAUCUGGCACCGGAGUAUGCACAAAGUGGCCAAAUUACAGAAAAAGCUGAUGUUUUUUCCUUUGGGGUGGUACUGCUGGAACUCAUCACUGGACGAAAAGCUGUCGAUAUUAACCGACCGAAGGGUCAGCAGUGCCUUACUGAAUGGGUUCGCCCUUUAUUGGAAGAUUAUGCAAUCGAAGCGCUCAUAGAUCCUCGUUUGGGGGACCAUUACUCAGAACAUGAGGUCUACUGCAUGUUGCAUGCAGCAUCAUUGUGCAUAAGGCGCGAUCCUCAUGCCAGGCCCCGCAUGUCACAGGUUCUUCGUAUAUUGGAGGGGGACAUGGUCAUGGAACCCAGUUACAUUUCAAUGCCUGAGUAUGACAUUGGAAACAGGAGUGGCCGGAUGUGGCCAGAUCAGCAGCAGCACCCACAUUACAGUGGUGCAGUCCGGCAGGAGGCUUUGGAGGGUUUUGGUGGGAAGCGCUCUUAUGAGGCUAUGAAGGCUGCCUGGGAGAGAGAGAGGGAGGGAGUCAUGCGUAGAUGUUGAUGGACUCUCAUGCAGGCUAAGGCAUGCCCAGAUGCAAUGUGUAUUCUUCUCUCCUUUGUUUUCUUCUCCUAUCUAUCUUUGCUCAUUUUAGUAUGGUCUUCAUCAAUUUGUUGCUGGUAUAUUGUUAGGUGCUAUUGUAUAGGAGUACCAUUAGGUUUAUCAAUUUACGCAAUGCAGGAUCACUGCUGUUUUUGUGAAUGAAUUCAGAGCCACGUUUUUGGUUAAUUGCUGUUAUUUUCGGGCU